Drosophila subobscura is the source of this 2151-nucleotide messenger RNA. RefSeq names its product carcinine transporter. Lineage: Eukaryota; Metazoa; Arthropoda; Insecta; Diptera; Drosophilidae. Gene Ontology annotation, biological process: transmembrane transport. The transcript has 7 exons. The record is from RefSeq and is a predicted model, not a curated record. Gene Ontology annotation, cellular component: membrane. The coding region runs from base 85 to 2133 and encodes 682 amino acids. Gene Ontology annotation, molecular function: transmembrane transporter activity.
UGCCUGCACUUCGGUGGCUUCUGCCAGCACGCUCUUGUGGCAGACACACUCAGGCCUCAGGCAUUUCCAGCUCAGCGUUUGGCCAUGUCAGAGACUGUGGACAGCGAUGUGGAUGAAUACGAUGAGCUAUCGGAGCUGCGCCAACGACAGAAACCCCAAGCUCAACCUUCAGUUGAUGAGGCCUUCGACUUGGAUGACUUGCUGCCGACCAUUGGGGAGUUUGGCAAAUAUCAAAAACUUUUGGUCUUUGGCAUUUGUCUGCCCGCUUGCAUUCCCUGUGGCUUUUGUGCCUUCAAUCAGCUGUUUAUGGCUGAUACUCCGGAUGAUUAUUGGUGUCGCAUACCCGAACUGGGGGACAUGCAGCUGGAGCAGCGCAAGUAUUUGGCCAUACCCAAGGAACUGGAAAACGAUGAGCUGGUCUACAGCAAAUGUCACACCUACGGCGUUAAUUGGACGCAGCUGCUGGACUCGCUCGAAGAUGAGGCUGACCUGACCACGCUGGAGCCAAACAGCACUUGGCCUGUGGUUAAAUGCACGCAAGGCUGGGAAUAUAAUACCACAAAUGUGUGGUCCUCCAUUGUGAUUGAUUUUGAUUUGGUGUGCGACCAGGAUAUCUAUCCCACAAUUGGCCUGGCAGCACUCAACACUGGCGGACCCGUGGGCGUUUAUUUGUUUGGUUUGCUCAACGAUCGAGCGGGCAGGCGGCUGUCGUACUUCACCUGCUUGGCCACGCUGCUGGCCGGCAGCUUGAUGACUUCGCUGAGCAAGGAUUUCUGGACUUGGGCUGGCAGUCGCGUCAUUGUGGGGCUCACAAUACCGGCGGUGUAUCAGAUACCAUUUAUUAUAUCUCUGGAGCUUGUGGGCGAGAACUAUCGUUCCUUUGUCACUGUCAUGACCUGCACCUUCUACACCUCGGGCAUUAUGCUGCUGUCGGUUGUCACCUAUCUGGAGCGCGAUUGGGUGCGUCUCUCCUACAUCACUUCGCUGCCCUUUUAUGCGUAUUUCCUCUACAUGUUUGUCAUGCCGGAAUCACCGCGUUGGCUGCUCAUGCGCGGCCGCCUGGAGGAGGCACUCAAAAUCCUGGAGCGCAUGGCCACAGUGAAUGGGCGACAGUUUCCCGAGGCGGUGCACUGUAAGCUGGAGGCACAAAUCCGACGCGACAAGCUCAAGAAGGAGAAGAAAAAGGUGGCCAAUGUGGGUCUGCGAGAUCUCUGUCGCACGCCCAAUAUGCGCUUGAAAACGAUAUUGAUUACGCUCAGUUGGUUUGCCAAUGAGACGGUCUAUUUGGGUCUCAGCUACUAUGGACCCUCGCUGGGCACCAAUCAGUAUGUGAGCUUCUUUCUGUCCGCGGUGGUGGAGCUGCCCAGCUACCUGUGCUGCUGGUACUUUAUGGACACCUGGGGCAGACGCUGGCCGCUCAGUUUGUCCAUGAUAUUGGGCGGUGUGGCUUGUGUCAUUACUGUCAUGCUGCCCGAUGAGGCUGUCGAUGAGACGCUGUACCUCUAUCUGGUGUCCAAGGCUCUGCUUUCCGCCUCCUUCCUCAUCAUCUAUCCAUUUGCUGGCGAGCUUUAUCCCACACAAGUGCGUGGCAUAGGCAUUGGCGCUUCCAGCUAUAUCGGCGGCUUGGGCCUCAUUGUCAUUCCCUUUGUCACCUACUUGGGCAAGGAGAAUCUCAAGCUGCCGCUGGUUAUCAUGGGUUUUGUGUCCAUGCUGGGCGGCAUGACGGGUCUGCGAUUGCCCGAGACGCUGCAUCAUCGGCUGCCGCAGACCAUCGAAGAGGGCGAAGAGUUUGGCAAGGACUGGCAGCUCAAGGAUUGCUGCAGAUGCGCCCAAAAGCAGACCGUGCUCUCCCAGCCCACAUCCUAUGAAAAUCUUGAUGUCUUGGGCGGCUCCUCCAACACUGCCUCCGAGGCGGAUGUCGAGCUGGAGCUGCGUGACAAUCGUCUCCCUCGACAGCAGCCGCCCUUGAGUUCGAUUGAUGAGCGCACGCCCUUGGAGGGUGUGGCGGGCAUGGCCAGUGGCAGUGGUCGAACCGUUCAUCGGCCAUCCAUGAAGCGUUUGGUGCGCCAGAUGAGCAUUAUGGAUACGCAGCGGACCAAUGAUGGCACCAUGCAGCUAACACAUUGGAUUUAGGGAGCUAAAAUCGAUGAA